This is a messenger RNA of Macrobrachium nipponense, 2355 nucleotides long. It is a transcript of the gene Mys45A, whose product is annotated as protein SDA1 homolog. NCBI's taxonomy places the organism in Eukaryota, Metazoa, Arthropoda, Malacostraca, Decapoda, Palaemonidae. Gene Ontology annotation, biological process: ribosomal large subunit biogenesis; ribosomal large subunit export from nucleus. The transcript has 4 exons. The record is from RefSeq and is a predicted model, not a curated record. Bases 192 to 2333 code for a protein of 713 amino acids. Gene Ontology annotation, cellular component: nucleolus.
UUUUAUUCAUACUUAAGGAUGAAUCGUUUUUUCGACUGCUAGUCUGCUAUACGUGUUAUAAUCAAAACACAACAUGUGAAUGUUGUCGUGGUACCAAAAUUUUGCUUGACGUCAUAGACAGGUGUUUUUUUUAGAGUAACUUCUUUUUAAUUCAUUGUCUUACUAAGGUGUAUAAAUACACUCCCAUCACAAUGGAUGUCAGUCAUGAGAACAACAAUAAGCUGAUUUUAAAUCUACCACAGCUGCAGAAUCUCAUCAAACGAGAUCCUGUCUCAUAUGCAGAAGAGUUUGAAAGGCAGCAUUCUGUCUAUGCUGCUACACUUGUUAUAUUUGAACAGAAUCCUACAGUGUUCAAUAACCAGCUACAUGAACUUCUUAUGUUUAUGGCACAAGUUGCACAGUGCUACCCUAAGGAAUUGGAUAAAUUUCCACAAGAGCUUAUGACACUCUUAAAACGGCAUGCCUCAGUUUUGCACCCAGAGAUGCGAAUGUCACUUGUAAAGGCUUUGGUGCUACUGCGUAAUAAGAAUUUAUUAUCUCCAACAGACCUGCACAUUCUGUUCUUCCAAUUAUUGCGCUGUCAGGACAAAAAUCUGCGCAAGUUUUUACAACAGCACAUGGUUAAAGACAUCAAAAACUUGAAUUCAAAAUCCAAAAAUAUGAAGUUGAACAAAGAGCUCCAAAAUUUCAUGUAUGAAAUGUUGAAAGCUAAACAUGCAGUAGCAGCAAAAACUUCAUUGAAUGUAAUGUUAGAGCUUUACAACAAGAAAAUAUGGAAUGAUGCUAAAACAGUAAACAUCAUUACAACUGCAUGUUUCCACAAAGUAACAAAGAUUAUGGUAGCAGCAAUAAAAUUUUUUGUUGGCAAAGAUGAUGAGGAUGAUGAUGGUGGUGGUGAUGGUGACAACAGUGAUUCAGAUGGUGAUGAGGAUGAACAAGCAGCUUUAAAGGCUGCUGUGAUGGCAUAUAAAGUCAAUAAAAAGACUAAAAAAAGAAAACAGAAGAAAAUGCAGAAGGUGAAAAAUAUUGUGAAAAAGAAUCAAAAGAAUAAAACAACCAAGGUUAACAUUGACUUUUCUGCUUUGCAUCUAAUUCAUGAUCCACAAGAUAUGGCAGAAAGACUCUACAGAAAGUUGGAGAAUAUGAAUGAAAGAUUUGAGGUGAAAUUGUUAACCAUGAACCUUAUUUCCCGCUUAAUAGGUAUUCAUAAAUUAUAUCUACCAAACUUUUAUCCACUGCUUCAGAGAUACUUGUAUCCUCAUCAGCGAGAAGUGACAAAAGUGAUGGUUUUUGCUGCUCAAGCUGCCCAUGAUGAAGUACCUCCAGAUGACCUGGAACCAGUUGUGCGAUGUCUUGCAAACAAUUUUGUAACUGAACGAUAUUCCAGUGAAGUAAUGGCUAUGGGUCUUAAUGCAAUUAGGGAAUUGUGUGCAAGGAAUCCUCAUGGUAUGGCAGAUGAUUUAUUGCAAGAUUUGGCACAGUAUAAAACACACAAAGAUAAAGGGGUGUCAAUGGCUGCAAGGUCUCUCAUAGUACUGUUUCGUGAUAAAAAUCCAAUGCUUUUAAGUAGAAAAGACAGAGGAGCCCCAACUGAAUUAAAAGCAGAAGAAAAACAGCAGAUGUUUGGUGAAACUAAUGCCAAGAGUUUCAUUCCUGGAGCUGAAAUUUUAAGCUUUAAAAUAGAAAAUGAAGAGAGUGAUGAUAGCAACAGUGAAGGAGAAGGAGAAGGCUGGAUUGACGUUGAUCAUCCUGAGAUAUACAUGGAUGGUAGUGAUGAUGAAGAAGAAGGUAAAGAAAAUGAAAAAAGGGAAAACAGUGAAAAGGCAUUAACCACAAAGGAAGCUGUUAAAGAAGUGAUGAAGCUGACAGUAGAAGAAAGAGCAGAAAGGGCUGAAGACAUUGUCAGCAGUCGAUUUCUCACAGAUCAAGACUUUGCUAAGAUUGCAGCAGUGCAGGCAGCAAAGUAUGUAGAAAAGUUCAGUCUGAACAAGAAGAAUAAAGUUUCAAAACGUAAGUUGGAUAUCAUAGAAGAAAAGCAGGAAGCAGGUGAACUGGUUCCACUGAAGAACAUUGAAAUGAUUUACAAAAAGAGAAAACAUGAUAAAGAGGCUCGUAUGGGAACUGUCUUGGCAGGUCGAGAGGGCCGUGAGAAAUAUGGUCAAAAGAAGGGCAAAAUGAAUCCACAUGCAUCGACAACAAAUAGACAGAAAAACAAAGGUAAAAACUUUAUGAUGAUGAAACAUAAAGUGAAAGGAAAACAAAAAAAAUCAUUUCGGGAGAAGCAGUUAAAAUUAAGAAAUUCCCUUCUGAAGCAGCGGAAAUUUAAAGUAUAACUAAGUAAAGGAGAGCACAGUU